UUGGGUCAAUUGUAUUGUUUAUGGUGAUUGUGUUUAUUUUAUACUUGUAUGAGCUUAGCUAGUAAAUUAAAUAAUAAUGUUGGGUACAGGAGCUUAUAUGUCUGAGUUUGUUGACAAAGUCUCGAGCUCCAUUGUGGCUAUUGUUGUUUGGUUUUGGUAGGUGAUCAGAUGUGAUUUAAGUGGAAAGUCAGAGAAACCAAUGUAUAACUAGACCUAAAGAAAAAGAAUUUGUGCAGGAACGGCCAUUUGCUACUAAUUAUAUUUUCAAUUUAUCUGAUACUCUUACCAACCAUACAAGCUGUAAAUAUUCGAAAGGAUCAAACUCAUGGUCUUCGACAGAAUGGAUCUUUACUCCAGAUUAUGGAUUGGAGUGUACAAGCAACCGUAAGCUGGAUGCUUUGUGAAUAUUUUGGCAGUGAGAGUGUGUCUAUUAUUGCGGAAGAAGAUGUCCAAGCUCUAUCAGAACCUGACUCGGAGGGUCUUCUGGGAAUGGUGGUAACCACUGUAAAUGAAGCUCUGGCUAAAGCACCAAUAUAUGGCCUUAAUGGUCCUGGUAAAGCCCUUAUGGCUCCUCAAGUUCUUGAGGCUAUUAGUCGUUGCAAUUCCUCUGGGGGUCCUGUGGGUAAGCAUUGGGUUCUUGACCCUGUUGAUGGGACACUAGGAUUUGUGCGUGGAGAUCAGUAUGCUAUUGCUUUAGCCCUUAUUGAUGAUGGUAAAGUUGUUAUUGGUAUUCUUGGGUGUCCUAAUUACCCGCUGGAGAAGGAAUCACUAAAUUAUCACGACAACGGUCUACACAAAUUUUCUUCUAGUAGUACAUCAGAAGUAGGAUGUGUAAUCUAUACGAGUAAAGGUAGUGGUGAAGCUUGGAUGCAACCACUGAUUCAUGGAAAUGAGGGGCUUCAAGGGCCAAAUUGUGCCAAAUUGAUCAAGGUAUCUGCUAUAGAUGAUCCUGCACUGGCAACAUUUUGCGAGUCUGUGGAGGGAGCUAAUACUAACCACUCCUUCACAGCUGGACUUGCCAAUGGUGUAGGACUCAGAAACAAACCCCUUCGAGUACAUAGCAUGGUUAAAUAUGCAGCAAUUGCUCGGGGUGAUGCUGAAAUAUAUAUGAAGUUUGCAAGAGGCGGAUACAAGGAGAAGAUAUGGGAUCAUGCUGCUGGCGUGCUCAUUGUCCAAGAGGCUGGUGGUGUUGUAACUGAUGCUGGAGGACGACCUCUAAACUUCUCAAGAGGUAUGUACCUAGAAGGACUUGAUCGGGGUAUAGUUGCUUGUUCUGGGGUCAAGUUACAUGAAAAAAUCAUUGGGGCUGUUUAUGCAAGCUGGGACUCUUCUAAUUUAUGAGUCUUCGUUUGACAAUAAAAGCAUUAUAUCAAACAUUGUAACCUUUGGCACCAAAUGGUCCUACGGUUUAUUUAGAUCUACAUUUUGCUGGUGUUUCCAUUUUCUUUUUUUCUUUUUGUUACUUCAAAGAGAGAAUCAGGUUAUAUAACAUGGGGUUCAUUUUGGAGUCGUAACGAACCUAAAUCUGCGAUUCUGCGAAAUAAAAUCCUUUCAAACCGA
Daucus carota subsp. sativus is the source of this 1560-nucleotide messenger RNA. Its product is annotated as PAP-specific phosphatase HAL2-like. Gene Ontology annotation, molecular function: 3'(2'),5'-bisphosphate nucleotidase activity. The transcript has 3 exons. The record is from RefSeq and is a predicted model, not a curated record. Gene Ontology annotation, biological process: phosphatidylinositol phosphate biosynthetic process; sulfate assimilation. The coding region runs from base 361 to 1341 and encodes 326 amino acids. NCBI's taxonomy places the organism in Eukaryota, Viridiplantae, Streptophyta, Magnoliopsida, Apiales, Apiaceae.